Silurus meridionalis is the source of this 1711-nucleotide messenger RNA. RefSeq names its product centromere protein U (gene cenpu). Gene Ontology annotation, cellular component: nucleus. The transcript is spliced from 12 exons. Lineage: Eukaryota; Metazoa; Chordata; Actinopteri; Siluriformes; Siluridae. The coding region runs from base 108 to 1373 and encodes 421 amino acids. The record is from RefSeq and is a predicted model, not a curated record.
UUUGCGGAAGUCAGGAAGGACGGAUCCUGACGGGUACCGAAGGAGGAUAUUAAUAUUACAAACACGCUCAUGUUUUGUGAUGAUUUGACUUUUAUUCAGCAGUAAAGAUGAGUCGCGUGACACGACUGUUGAAAUCUCUUCAAAAUGAAGCCAAGAAUGGGAGCGAGAAACAGAACAAUUCACCAUCGGCCGAAAGUCUGGAUAUGUCCUCAAUAGAGAAGGCCAGCUUCUUUCAAGGAGAGGAGUAUUCCUCACAUGGUAACCCUCUACACAGCACUGCUCUGGAGGACGAAAGCAGACCCGAUUCUGAUCAUCAGCACAAGGCCACAGCAAAGAAACAGACAUCUAAAGGAAGAGAGAAUGAGGUCCGAGGCGUAACGGAGACUCCUAAGAGACCUGCACGUGCUGUGAAAAAUCUGAAAGCACAGCAGGAAAGUGAAGUGCAAGCACAGAAGAAGAGUUUCAAAGGGAACCAAAAGCCACCAAAGCAGACAGCGCAUACACCGCAAUCUCAACAUUUGCAGACCAUCCCAGAGAGCAGAAAGAAUGGCGGCAAAAGGUCUAAGAGAAAAAGUGAAAGUGCAGCCAGCGACACAUCACCUGACAUAGUUCAUGAGGAAAGCCAAACGCGACCAUCUUUGUCUUCAGAGGACAUAACCGAUGAGGAUGAGAGCUUUCACCUGAGCAGUGAGAGGAAUAGGACAUCCCGUACAAGUCAUAGGUCAUCAUCCAGUCAUCCACAGAAAGGUCAGAAACAGAAAAGGAAAUCUUCAUCUGGAUCCUCAGACAGUCAUAAUCCCAGGAAGAAGCAGAAACCAGGAAGUGUGAGAAAUCCAAGUGAUUUUGAUGUUGUUCUUGAAGCGUUCCAGGAAUUUGUCGCACAAUAUAAAGAAACUGUGAGCUCUGAGGUUGUUAAAAAAGCAAUAAAUGCACUUUCUCACUCAUUUGAGGAGCAGCUCACUGAGAAGAUCACUGCAGUUAAGGAGUUUAACAGUGUAAAGUGUGAAGCUGUAAAGAUUAAUAGAAGCCUAAACCAGAAGAAGACUAGACUAUUGGAAGCCAAAAAUGAACUAAUCAAGAGUAAGGCUGAGAUGAGGAAGCUUGAGAAAGAGCACAGUGAUCUGGAGCAAAGGCUCACAGCUUUGAAACAGGGCACUGCCUUUCUUAACAACCUAAAAGUGCUGAACAGGAGAUACCUUCAACAUCGGAGCACUCACACUGAUGAACCAGAAACGUAUGGACCAUCUUGCAUGCCAGCUAUGCUACUGGAGGCCAGGAGCAUCACAGGGACAGAAAACCUGUUAAAGAACAUCAAUGACAAGCUGCAGCAAGUCUUGGAGGAAACUGCUCACAAAAAGCAUUGCAUGCAGUAAAUCAUAAAUCAGUGAAUUUCUGAAUGUUUAACUUUUUGUUUUUUGGAUGAUUUGUACAAAAGAUUUGAUUGUAAAAAAUUGGUAUCAAAUAAAUAAUUAAAGAAAAAGUGGAGGUGCAAUACUGUUAAAUUAUACAUUAGAAGAUCAUCAGCUGUAUUAUCUGUAACUGCAUGAAAUGGCAAAAAAAUUACUAUAAUUUAUUUACAUGUGCAUUUUAUUAAGGGAAAAAGAAACAUCUGGUUUUUGUGCAGUGGCAAAAGAAAUGGUGUGACUUACAGACAGACAUUUAGUGGUCAAAACCAAAUCCCAGAGUGAAUAAACCAUGAGUGAAAAUAUUA